Solanum tuberosum (potato) is the source of this 522-nucleotide messenger RNA. RefSeq names its product UPF0392 protein RCOM_0530710-like. The coding region runs from base 1 to 522 and encodes 173 amino acids. Gene Ontology annotation, molecular function: glycosyltransferase activity. The record is from RefSeq and is a predicted model, not a curated record. The transcript has a single exon. Gene Ontology annotation, cellular component: cytoplasm. Lineage: Eukaryota; Viridiplantae; Streptophyta; Magnoliopsida; Solanales; Solanaceae.
AUGUUACCAAAUUUAGAAGAAGAGGACAAUGUUGCACAAAUUAGCAUCCCUUGUUAUGAAUUCGGACCAUCGAAUCAAAAGGAACAUCCAACGAAAGGUGUGAUACAAGGAUACAAUUGUAGGAGGAGAACAGAGAAUCGACACAAGUCUAUAGUGUUACUGUCUGCCGUGGACAACUCUUUGCUCAACGUGAUUCAUCAUUUCAAAUUGAAGACGGGGUACAAUGUGAAGAAAUUGAAUGUUUUCGAAAUGGUGGUGAAUCAUUACAAGUUUCAAGCUUGGCCUGAGUUUAAGGCUAAGUUUAGGAGGAGGGUGUCAACUUAUGUUGUCGAUUGGACUAAACCAUCGAACCUUGGUUCGAAUGAUCGGACUCCAGGAUUAGGGUAUAGUCCUGUUGAGCCUAUAGGUUGGAAGAGCAAGUUUUGUGAGGUAUAUGAUAAUGGUUUAAAAGAUUUGACACAUACAUGGUCUAUAGUUGAGUCUGUUGCUCCAUCAGAGUAUCAAAUGCCUUGGCUGAAAUAA